Neocloeon triangulifer is the source of this 2696-nucleotide messenger RNA. RefSeq lists its product as uncharacterized. NCBI's taxonomy places the organism in Eukaryota, Metazoa, Arthropoda, Insecta, Ephemeroptera, Baetidae. The coding region runs from base 470 to 1516 and encodes 348 amino acids. The record is from RefSeq and is a predicted model, not a curated record. The transcript has 5 exons.
AUGCAAAGCCGCGCACCACCGCUCAACACACUGACUCGUCAGCCGCUGAGGAUUGUUUUGUCUCGCAGAUUGGGCUGCAAUUAGUUGUCGGCAUGACGAGUGCCGUCGCAAUCAAUUCGCCGACGGGGCGUCUUGGCGAUGCGUGCAAUUAGUUGCGGGGGUGAGCGGGGCUGCAACCCUCCGCGGGGGUAAACACACUCGCAGCUCGCGAGCUGGCAAGGUGGGCUGUGAAGUGAUUUGAAGCUUCCUUGAGUGGUAUUAAAGCGAGCGAGAAAAAGAUGCCACUCGCACUCGGCACAAGAUAAUGUUGCUGCUGCUAAGAUAAAUCGAACUCAGCCUUCGUCAAAACCCUCCAAAAUCCGCACCGUCCACAAUGAGAAAACUCGCCUUAGAGACUUAAAGUUGCGGGACGUGAGCGCCGUCGGAGCACCCUCCUCGCAUCUCUCUCACAACCCCUUUGCAAUAAUCGAUGCAUUUUUGGAUCGACAAACGCAGUCAGGUGUGUUCACUCAGCAGAAACAGGUACGGCCCUUCACCGAACAGACACCGUGGGGGUGGUUGGAGCGGCGCAGGGGUGGGAGGCUGCAAAGUCGGCGGCCUCGUCAUGGUGACCCCCGUCCAUCGGUUCCAACCAAUCGAGAGUGUGCAGGCGGCCAGCGCCGGCCUGCGACGCGGCCACCACCACCGGCCCCGACUGCACAACCACGGCCACCACAAUCAUCACCACCAUGCGCACCAGGCCUCGUCCCUGCUGCAGGCGGCCGCGUCCUCCUCGCGCGCCACCAGUCCCAAUCACGCUUCCUCCAGUUCGAGAUUCGCCUCGGCCGAGCCAAGUUUGGAAAUCGCGGCGCAGGACAUGUCGGAGAACUCUGAGUUGGUCGGUUCGGCCCGGGGCGGGGGCGGAAUGUCGCUGCUGCCCCACGGCGCCGUGGGGCCUGGUCUUGCAUCACAGCAGCAAGUUCUCCUUCGACUGCCGGCACCGCAGAGGGAGGUUUUCGCCUCCGGCCGCCUCAAAUGUGGGCUCUGGGCCACCCUGGCCCUGAUCUCGUUUUCCGUGGCGGCCGCCAGGUUCUACUCGGACCACAAAGUGAGUAAAGGGUCUGGACUAGAGAUACUCUACUUAAUGGUGUGCGCGCUUUUGCUCCUGCUCCUCUGCUGCGGCUGUAUGAUCUCAUUGUGCAGCGCCGGCCCUCCAAGAGGCUGCUUCAUCGCACGCACCCCGCAGGGACCAAACAAUUCACACGAUCUGGGUCCAAGAAGUGCCCUGAUUGAAGUUCCAGAAGAAGAUCCUGGACCUGAGAGUGUCUCCCAGCCUGCCCUCUGUGUGCGCCACCAAAUGGAACAAUCAUCGUUGUCCGACCGACCAAUUUACGAAGCACAAGAGUCGCUGAUGGGCGGCGAACCUCCUCCGUACCACAUCGCCAUUUGGCUUCCGCAGCCGGAGGGCGAGCAGGAGCCGACGACGACCAACCCUCAAGAAGUACCUCCUCCUUCCUACGACAAGGCGACCAGUUAAUUAUAAUUGGUUCAAAUUGUUCAAAAGUCCAACAACUUUUGUGAUCUCGCUGCUUUGCGCGGUUUUCUUCCUUAAUUACUCCGUGAAAUAUGUGAUCAAAAGUGUUACCCGGUCCCGGCCCAUCAUGAAAAAAAUAAUGACUUUGUUGAAAGCGCACAUUUUUCUCGUUUGCCAAAGUGAGAGCUGCUGGACAGAUUCGACCGUGAAAAUCAAACAUAUCAAAGAAUUCAGUGGAAUUUAAGACAAAAAAAUCUUUAAAAGUGAUUGUUUUCAAUAUAUAGAUUUGGAUACUUUGAAAUGACAUAAAAUAUAAUAAGUUGUAUAUUAAUGUUGUCCGGAUGCUGCAGGAUUUUUUUUUUUAAUUAUUUGGAUAUAAAUCGUUGGUAAUUUGCAAAUUUUUCUGAUACUGACAAAAUAUUUAGUGGAAUAAUGUUGGCAAGAGGUUUUCAAUGACAAAACUUUUUCGCACAUGUCGUACGAGUACCUUCUUAAAAUUUAAGAUUAUAAUUAAUUAGUUAAUUAUUAUUUACUGAAAUAAUAUAAUAUAUAAUAAUUUAAAAUAAAUAUAGCUCUUCAAAAUGUAAAAAGUCCCAGACUUAAUUCAGUCGCCACAACCUCCCCAAAUUUUAUUAAAAAUGGAUAUUUUGUUUUCAAUUAACCAGUUCAACUCAUGUCUUACAAGUUUUCCAUGAGUUUGAAAAAUAAUUUAUUUAAAAAUAAAAUGAUUUUGAUAAAAUUUUAAUAUGUAAUUUGCAGAGGAGCAGUUUUCAUUUAAUAAAUUAUGACUCUCGCAAGUCUCGCAACAGGAGACAAAAGAAACACUCUUUAAUUAAAUACUUUUAAUGUUUGUAGCGGUUUGUAGUGUCUAGAUAAAUAUCGAAUACAAACUUGAAAAGAUCAAGGCACUAUUGACAUAUGUUAACAUUUUAUAAUGUCUACCAUUUUCUACAAUCACAACUCCCUUUCAAGGAUUUUAAAGCCAGCAGGAAAAUGAAAUAAGAACAUGAAAACCAUUACAUAUAUUUAACAAAAUAGCAAAACGUAGAACGGUAAAAAUAAAAAUGCAAAAACGAUACAUAUUCCUCAAAAAUGGAUUCUUGAAAAAAGAAAUUUUUAAUGUUGUUUUAAAUCAUGAUCUGUCUCCCAUGUUAUCCCUGCAGACAAUAAACCUUGAAUAACA